AUGGAUAACUAUUACUUUUAAUCCUUCAAAGAGAGGACAGAAUUUGGAGAUAUCAAGGUCAAACAAGGCAUCAUUAAAGCCUUUCCUAAUACUUUGCAAAUAGAAAGCAAUUUCAUGCUAAGUCAUUGUGAUGAUUCACAGAAAACUUAUAUAAUAAUCAAGAAAAACCUUAAAAUUCUUAGAGUAAAAGAGGCUUGUCCAACUCAAGUUCAAAUACUUUCAUCUUCUAAGAAAACGUUAGUCGUUUACAAACAUUUGAUAAACACUCUGCUAAUUUGCAACAAGAAAAGAUAUUCAAGUAAAUACUGCAGUAUAAAGAUCUAAGCAAGGCCUCAAGUUAUUAAACUUAACAAAGGAUUUUACAUCUUCUGGUUCAAAAAUUUAUCCCAAUUGCAAAUAAUGAACAUCGAAAAUCAUACAAUAGAGCAAAACAUAUUUUUAUAGCGGAAUGAGAACUGGCUUUAAGUUACUAAAGUUUGCAAGAAAUCUGAAUUCUGCUACGAACUUUGUCUAAGAAAUAAUAAAUAUAUUGCUUUCUAUGAUCUUGACUUAUUAACUUAGCCGUAUUCGUUUAAUCUAACUUCUAAAAUUGAACUAUAGCAAAAAAGUAAACUUACACAUUUAUCCUUAGUCAACUAGAAUCAUAUUUGCAACAUUUAGAAUGAUUAUAUGAGUGAGAAAUAUCUUAGUCUUCAGAUAAUAGAUAGAACGAGUUAAGAUAACAAUUCCAAAAUGGUUGAAUUCAUGGCUGAUGAAAAAAUAUAGCUUUUGAAUUAGAAAUAAGCUAGAAAAGGCGAUUAACCAAUUAUCAUUAAAUUAUCACAAAACUAGCUAGGUAUCUUAACUAACAUUGAGAAAUCAAAAUUUGACUUUAGCUUAUUCAAAAGGCUUAACUCUAUUAAUCAAAUUCUUAGUUUCAAUAAGAACUGUGCUAUUUAUACCUAGGAAAUCAGAAAUCAAUUUUUGAUUUAUAUCAUUAGAAAAUUAGAUGAUGGGAGAGCCAAUAUAUGGUAUAUUAACAUUCCUAAGAAAGUAAUUGAUAAUAUUCUAUAACAGAUCGGGAAUAAUCUUUGA
Messenger RNA from Stylonychia lemnae, 1074 nucleotides. Lineage: Eukaryota; Ciliophora; Spirotrichea; Sporadotrichida; Oxytrichidae. The record is from the annotation of a GenBank genome assembly.